Messenger RNA from Phasianus colchicus (ring-necked pheasant), 1014 nucleotides. It is a transcript of the gene GPR26, whose product is annotated as G protein-coupled receptor 26. Gene Ontology annotation, molecular function: G protein-coupled receptor activity. The record is from RefSeq and is a predicted model, not a curated record. Lineage: Eukaryota; Metazoa; Chordata; Aves; Galliformes; Phasianidae. Gene Ontology annotation, biological process: adenylate cyclase-activating G protein-coupled receptor signaling pathway. Gene Ontology annotation, cellular component: membrane.
AUGAGCAUCUGGGAGGUGAUCCUGGCUUUUGUGAUGGUUGUGCUGAUGCUCGUGGCCCUGCUGGCCAACGUGCUGGUGCUGAUGUGCUUCUUGUACAGCGCUGACAUCCGCAAGCAGGUCCCAGGAUUGUUCAUCCUCAACCUCACCUUCUGCAACCUGUUGAUGACCGUCUCCAGCAUGCCCCUGACCUUGGCUGGGAUCAUUUACAAGAGGCAACCGGGAGGAGAUCAGAUCUGCCACGCUGUGGGCUUCCUGGAGACUUUCCUCACCACGAACUCCAUGCUGAGCAUGGCAGCAUUGAGCAUUGACAGGUGGAUUGCCGUGGUCUUCCCUCUAAGUUACCACUCCAAAAUGAGGUACAGAGAUGCUGCUCUCAUCCUGAGCUACACGUGGUUACACUCCGUGUCAUUCCCCAUAGUGGCAGCGUCUCUCUCCUGGGUGGGUUUCCAUCACCUCUAUGCCUCCUGCACCCUGUACAACAAGAGACCAGAGGAUAGGACACAGUUUGUGAUUUUCACUGGGGUCUUUCACACCCUCAGCUUCCUCCUCUCCCUUAUAGUCCUGUGUUUCACUUAUCUCAAAGUGCUGAAGGUGGCACGGUUCCACUGUAAGCGGAUUGACGUGAUCACUAUGCAGACCCUGGUACUGCUUGUGGACAUCCAUCCCAGUGUAAGAGAGCGUUGUCUAGAAGAGCAGAAGAGACGGAGGCAACGAGCAACAAAGAAAAUAAGUACCUUCAUUGGUACCUUUAUACUUUGUUUUGCACCUUAUGUUAUCACAAGACUUGUUGAAUUAUCCUCUACGAUCCCCAUCAACUCCCACUGGGGAAUUAUCUCCAAGUGCUUAGCUUACAGCAAAGUAGUUUCAGACCCUUUUGUUUACUCUUUGCUACGGAAUCAGUACAAGAAGACAUGGAAGGACAUCAUAAACAAGAUCCUCAAAAGGAGCUCCAUCAACUCCUCUGCCCUCACCAGCGAGUCGCACAAUCGAAAUAUAUUGCAGCUGAAUGAAUGA